Messenger RNA from Drosophila grimshawi, 1457 nucleotides. Its product is annotated as obg-like ATPase 1. Lineage: Eukaryota; Metazoa; Arthropoda; Insecta; Diptera; Drosophilidae. Gene Ontology annotation, molecular function: ATP binding; GTP binding; ATP hydrolysis activity. The transcript is spliced from 6 exons. Gene Ontology annotation, cellular component: cytoplasm. The record is from RefSeq and is a predicted model, not a curated record. The coding region runs from base 101 to 1294 and encodes 397 amino acids.
AGCAGCGUUGCUACGAAUUUUAUUUAAUCUCGACCGGAAUCAGGACGAAAUAUUCGCAGCAACUGCGAUAUCAACACACAACGCAACACAACAAAUCAAUAUGCCACCUAAGAAGCACGAGGAACACGAACGCAAGCCGCUAAUCGGACGCAUUGGGACGAAUCUUCGCAUCGGCAUCGUAGGCGUGCCCAAUGUGGGCAAGUCAACGUUCUUCAAUGUGCUCACCGAGAGCGCUGCUCCAGCGGAGAAUUUCCCCUUCUGCACCAUUAAGCCCAAUGAGAGUCGUGUGCCCGUACCCGAUCAGCGUUUCGACUACCUGGUGGAGUUCCACAAGCCAGCCAGUGUGGUGCCGGCUUAUCUAAAUGUGGUUGAUAUUGCUGGGCUGGUCAAGGGCGCCGCCGAGGGGCAGGGGCUGGGUAAUGACUUUCUUUCGCAUAUCAGUGCGUGUGAUAGCAUUUUCCAUUUGUGUCGCGCCUUCGAGGAUCCGGAUGUGACGCAUGUGGAGGGUGAGGUGGAUCCAGUGCGCGAUUUGGAAAUCAUUGCGGAGGAGUUGCGUCUCAAGGAUGAAGAGAAACUUCUGCAGUGCCUUGACAAGCUGGAGAAGGUUGUUGCCCGCGGCGGCGACAAGAAGCUCAAGCCCGAAUACGACUCCAUGGUGAAGAUCAAAGAGAUCUUGGUCGAGCAAAAGCGUCACUUGCGCUUCGAGGAUUGGAAUGCACACGAUAUUGAAACGUUGAACAAGUAUUUGUUUUUGACCUCGAAGCCGGCCAUCUAUUUGGUCAAUCUGUCGGACAAGGAUUUCAUACGUAAGAAGAACAAAUGGCUGCCAAAGAUCAAGGAGUGGAUUGACAAACACGAUCCGGGCGCCCUCCUCAUCCCCUUUUCGGGCUCAUUCGAACAGCAGCUAACCGAAAAGGAUGAGCUGGAGCGCAAGGCCUACGAGGAGGAGACGAAAUGCAAGAGUCAGCUAGAGAAGAUCAUUAUUACGGGCUAUAAGGCACUACAACUGGAAUAUUUCUUCACUGCUGGGCCCGAUGAAGUUAAGGCCUGGACAAUACAAAAGGGCACCAAAGCGCCACAGGCCGCUGGACGCAUUCACACCGAUUUCGAGAAGGGCUUCAUCAUGGCCGAGGUUAUGCAUUUUGAGGAUUUCAAGGCCGAGGGCAGCGAAGUGGCCGCCAAGGCAGCUGGCAAAUAUCGCCAGCAGGGUCGCAACUAUACCGUCGAGGAUGGCGAUAUCAUAUUCUUCAAGUUUAACGCCGGAGCUGGUCUGAAGGAUGCCAAGAAGAAAUGAUACCGUCUUGUCGCCUACAUCAUCAUGUGGACCAUCCUUUACAUGAAUUUAAUUUUAUACUCGCAACUGUUUCGCUUCGCUUGAUACGCUUUUCUAAUGUCACCCAAUUAUUGUACUUUUGACCCAGGCGGAAAUGCAUUUGUGUUUUUAUUUUUAUUUUGUA